Molecule: messenger RNA, 735 nt
Organism: Symbiodinium pilosum
Lineage: Eukaryota; Dinophyceae; Suessiales; Symbiodiniaceae
Source: the annotation of a GenBank genome assembly
AUGGAUGGCGGCCAUUCAACACCUGAGAACGCAGUUCGGUACUUUGCCGUUAUUGGCGUGCAUGACGAAGCAGCGUUGCCGGAAGCAGGCGAACUCCCAGUCCAGGUCCUUCAACGAUACCCGAAGAAGGAUCACAAGGACGUCAGGUUUCCUCCCGCCCUUGCUUCCUUCUGCUUCCCGCGCGGAGGUGCUCAAGUUGCGGGGCCGCAGGACGAGGUGGUGGAGACGCUUCAUGGCUUUGUCCUUACCAACGAAGCUGGGGACCGCUGCUUUGGGGCAGCGUUGCACAUCUGGUGUUGGGAUGCGGCUCGCUCAUGCUUGGUGCAGAGGGCUGGAGCACUCGCCGUGGUCAGUACACAGCCACUCUGGGGGGCAUUCCGAGCAUUUUUAUACAGCUUGCGGUAUUCGGGAAACUCACCAGAGAGGUUUGUCGUCAGCUUUAUCUCGGAGACGCCUUUGCCACCACCGGGGUUUCAAGUAAUUGUGCCUUGGCCAGAGAUACCACCGUUCGCACUGCAAAGACCAGCGCCGAACCAGCUGCCGCUGCUUGACCUACCCGUCAGGCAAGCCGACAGCUGUUGCAAAGCUCGGCAAGCAGAGCCAUGUCAGGUUGAUUUUCCAGCAGCUCAAGCCCGAAAGUGUUGUCACAAUCGUAGAGGCAUUGCUUCUCGAGCAUCGAAUCGUUCUUCAUUCAGUCUGCUGCGGGCUCUGCUGCAGCUGUUGGGUUGUGCCUAG